CGUUUUCAAGCUCACCCCAAGAGUGAAACUUUUACCGCAUGUUGAGCAAGUAAAAGGUUUCUCACUCGUGUGCGUUCUUCUGUGUCGAACAAAUGCCGAUUGAUGAGAAAAACUUUUGCUGCAGACUGAGCAGGCGUAAGGUUUUUCUCCAGUGUGUAUUCCUGUGUGCGUUGUCAUGUGUCCUUUUAUCGAAAAUCUUUUACCGCAGAACGUGCAACUGAACGGUUUCUCUCCGUUGUGGAUCAUCAUGUGCCCUUUCAAAAUCUAUUUGUUUCCAAACGUUUUGCCACACAGAGCAUUUCCAGUGUGUUUUGCCCACGUGACACGUGACAUCACCAUCAUCGGUCUCAGGGGAGUGGGGUGUUGUGUCGUCACCGUCUGAUCGUGGAGCCAAGAUUUCUGUUUGGGACCAUCCACAGCAAUCUUUGGUACCUUCCGAUGUCACGUGACUUAAGUUGCACGCCUGAGGCUCCGUGCCUGUUUUCUCCUCACCCCGACCUUUGUCGGCAUCGUCUUCAUUCUUCACAACGACGACAGUCAAUGGAAACUUUGUGAUAUCGGCCGCCUCCUCAUCCUUUAUGGGGCACCACUCCUGACGAUCUCCCUCACUGACGUCUGCGCCGGAACACAAGUCGAGGUACACAAACAAUGGAGGACGUUGGAGAAGGGAGAGCUACAAAAAGUGAAGAUGAUGUUCUUCCUGACCAGCAGGCGCUGUGUUCCCGGGAAGAGCCGGAGGACAGAGAGCCCACUUGCAUUAAAGAGGAAGAGGAGGAGGCCGCCAUCGCAAAGUUCCCAUUGACCAUCGUCCACAUGAAGAGCGAAGACGAAGACAAGCCGCACUCUUUGCAGUGUAAGCACAUUGGUAGCGAAAAGAAAGGCGGUAGCUUAUCUCCGCGGUCAGACAGCGACGACACAUCGUCGCACUGUGCUGAUGGCGAGGAGUUGAAAGGUGAUGCCCGGUGUCAGACCAACAGUGGACACCUGAAAUGCACAGAUUGCAAUAAAACUUUUUGUGACAACUCCACGCUGAAAAGACACCGAAGAUGUCACACGGGAGAAAAACCCUUUGCCUGCUCACUUUGUGACAAAAGAUUCUCUCAGAGGGCAAGUUUGGUGGCUCACACAAGAACGCACACGGGAGAAAGACCGUAUACGUGCUCCCUCUGCACCAAAAGUUUCCGCGACAAUUCCGCACUAGCCACGCACAUGAGAACACACACUGGGGAGAAACCGUUCACCUGCCCUUUUUGUGACAAAAGAUUUGCUCACAAGGGCCACUUGAUAUCGCACACGAGGACACACACCGGGGAAAAGCCUUUCACCUGCUCGGUCUGCAACACGAGUUUUAGGGUGCACUCGGUCAUGAUGAUCCACAUGCGAACGCACACCGGGGAAAAACCUUUCGCCUGCUCAGUUUGUGGAAAAAGAUUCACUCAAAAAGGAAGCUUGAUCAUCCACACAAGAACGCACACGGGCGAGAGACCGUACACUUGCUCAAUCUGCGGCAAAAAAUUCCGGGUUAGUUCGGCGCUGGCAUCACACAUGAAGACGCACACCGGGGAGAAAGUUUUUGGCUGCAGUGUGUGCGCGAGAAGAUUUACUCACAAGUUUCAGUGCGACAGACACAAGUGUGCGGGUGAGAACACCGGCAGUCAGUGAAGGAUCGUAAGGAAACGGAUGACAUGGCAGUCCCUCAAUUUAUGCUCUUGUUAAAGCUGCAAGUAGGAGAACAAUCCUGAAUAAUUGAUGCAUUCCCUGAAAAUUUUCAUCAUUGUCUAUAUUCAUAAAAGUGGGAGCGGGUCAAAAUAAAUAGACCAAAGGCCUGCGCCGAAAAGUAGAGAUGUUUUCAAAACUCCCAACAGCAUCAACCAGAGGCUGUCAAUGUGAGAAUAUUUGUUCCUUUUUUCCCCCUGUUCAGUUUAUCUGCAUGUUCAUGUUACAACUGGAUCAAAAACAUUAAAACAAAACCAGAUAAAUGC
Hippocampus zosterae (dwarf seahorse) is the source of this 1982-nucleotide messenger RNA. RefSeq names its product gastrula zinc finger protein XlCGF8.2DB-like. NCBI's taxonomy places the organism in Eukaryota, Metazoa, Chordata, Actinopteri, Syngnathiformes, Syngnathidae. The transcript is spliced from 2 exons. Gene Ontology annotation, molecular function: DNA-binding transcription factor activity; RNA polymerase II cis-regulatory region sequence-specific DNA binding. The record is from RefSeq and is a predicted model, not a curated record. The coding region runs from base 649 to 1662 and encodes 337 amino acids. Gene Ontology annotation, biological process: regulation of transcription by RNA polymerase II.